GUAGUUAUAGCGUUCCGUAGCGUUAAGUUUAUGUCAGUAGGCGAGUAAAUCGGUAACUUUUAUUGCCCUUGCCUCGUCAUUAACUAGCAUUCGGCCCAAAAUAACCGGAGGACUUACUGUAACGACGAUGAUCCGGUGGUGUCUCGUUUUCAUACAGUAUGUAGCUCUGUGUGGAGCUUUCACCACUUCACAGCCCGCCAAUACAUGGGGUGGCGGAGGAAUAGAUCCAUUUUUCGGGGCCUCAUGGUGGAACCAACCAAACGUGGGUAACAUGUUUCAAACGGCGACACAAAUGCCGGAAAACAAUCCUUUUGUGGCUCCCGUAAACGUGCCGGCUAUCGAGUCACUUGUACCUGCUGAAACCCCGGCACCCGAACCACCAACAUACGAAACGGCUACACCUAUAAAAGUGACUAAACCCGUCAUAAACACCGUGCCGACAGAAUCAUCCAUUUCAUUACAAGAUCUCCUCAGACUUGCUGUUGGAGGAUUAGCUCAACAGGCCAAAGGCGCUACAGAUGUUAUAUCUAGCAUGUUUUCUGGAAGUACGGGUUCUGCGGAUCCAAAACCAAAGGUACCUGAUACAGUAUCAUCUGGUAGCCCUGUAGGUACGCAAAAAUUCGUUACUACGGCUCCACCAGCGAGGAUUCCAAAAGUACAGAUCAAAGAAGUUCCAACAACAAAGUCAAGCACAACAACAACUACUUCUACAACUUCUACUACAACAACAACAACAACACCAAGACCGACAACCACUACCACUACGACAACACUAAGACCAACAACAACAACCAAGGCUCCUGUGGUCUUGAAAACAGACAAGCCAUUAACACAAAUGACGCUUGGUGAAAUACUGAGGUUACAAUCGAAACUGUACCCAGAAACACAACAACCUAUUGAAAAGAAAAGCGGCAGACCGCGUGGUUGUCAUUUCAAAGGUAAAUUCUAUGAGCCUCUUUCUGAAAUUGAGAAAGGACAAACCGGAAAUUGGUGUUAUGGCACGUAUUGCAAUCACGAAGGAACUGUGGUACAUUGGGACGAUCAUAAAUGUACAACAACACAGACUACACCUCCUCCAACACAACCAACCGUGCCAACAGCCCCCGUUACUCAACCAAUGAUUACCAAUCCAGCACAAACGGGCGGAAUGGCUAGUUUUAUGAAUAUGGCAGGUAUGUCCGGAAUGAGUGGAGUAGGCAACAUGGCUGGAAUGAGUGAUAUGGCGCGUAUCGCUGCAAUGAUGGCCGGAAAUGCAGGAUCAAACUCGGGUGGCGGUACUGGUACCAGUGGAACAGGUAACUCAGGAAUGGGAUGUUUCCAUAAUGGGCAGUGGUAUCGUCCAGGUGCAGAUAUUGAAAACUUAAGAGACUAUGGACGUUGUCAUGGAAGUUAUUGUAGUUUCAAUUCUGAAAUAGUCCAUUGGAAUGAUCGUUGUACUGCGACAGUUCCACCUCCAACACCAGGAGGGGGUAUGGGAGGUCAGUUUGGCUACAUGGAUCAGAUGGGCAUGGCCGGCCAGGGAGGAAUGGGAGGAAUGUCACAGCUAGCCAUGGGUGGAGAAGGUUUUGGUAUGGGUGGGGGAGGCAUGGGGAUGUCGCAGAUGGCAUUAGGUGGAGAAGGAGGAAUGAGUAUGUCACAAAUGGCAUUGGGCGGAGAAGGUGGCAUGGGCAUGGGUGGUGGCGGCAUGGGUAUGUCACAGAUGGCAUUGGGCGGAGAAGGUUUAGGUAUGAGUGGGGAAGGGGGAAUGGGUAUGGGCAUGGCUGGACAGGGUGGCAUGGGACUUCGGACACAAGGGGGUUUAUCAAUGAGACAGCUUCAACAAUUGGAUCUUAUAUAAAUGUAGGCACAAUAAUAAGAAGGUUAAAAGAUAGACUUAAAGACACUCUACCUCAAUAUUUCGACGCGUUCCAAAAUGGCGACUUGCAUUGUAGCAACAUGCUUUGGUAAAUCAGAGGGGUUUGUGAACCAAAGUUCCAUAACAAGAGAUCCAGAAAAGUUCAAUAACUGAAUGUGAUAUUAUUGGUCUUAUCCUUACCAUAGAGGUAGUUUUUUUUAUCAAAACUAAAUUGAAGCAAUUUGUCGAAAGAGAAAUGCAAUGGAAAACAAUUCAAGGAAACCUUAAAUCUAUUAUCCGUAUUGAUGCAAUAUGCACCCAAUGUUAUUCAUUGAAAGUUUUUAUGAAAACGUUUCAGUUGAUU
Molecule: messenger RNA, 2198 nt
Organism: Ruditapes philippinarum (Manila clam)
Lineage: Eukaryota; Metazoa; Mollusca; Bivalvia; Venerida; Veneridae
Product: mucin-5AC-like
Exons: 3
Coding region: 128-1837 (569 amino acids)
Source: RefSeq, a predicted model, not a curated record